UGAUAUGACUUAUAAAGUUAAAGUAUGAUGCUAUGAAAUAAGUUUUUUUAGAGGAGGAUGCUAAAAAAUAUGAAGCCUAUUUGGCUGCUCUUAAGCAACUUCGAAAGUCUUCGUUCGUAGAGGUUACUCCGAGAGAAAAACACAGAAAUCAGGAAUCCAAGAAACAAGCGUUACUAGAUGGUAUAUCAGGUACUUGGAGUACUGUCCAACAGGCGACAAGAAUUGCGAUCAUAGCGUCCCUGGUGCCGGAUGAGAUUAUUUACAGACAUUCAGACCAUUCCGUUAGAAGUUAUGAGACCGCGCUCAUGUUUAUAGAUGUCUCUGGUUUUACCAAGCUAUGUGAGACUUAUACGAAAACCGGUGGUGGCCCUUCGAGGCUUACCCAAGUUCUUAAUUCUUACAUUGGUGCUAUGGUUCAAGAAAUUUUAACGCAUAAGGGGGACGUUUUAAAGUUUUCUGGCGACGCCUUUUUAUCAAUGUGGAAGAAAUCUCCCCGAUUAAACAUGCAAGAUGUCGUUCAUACCGCUAUUGACUGUGGUUUGUUAAUUCAAAAAAAUUACGGAAGAUACAUGACUGACGUUGGAGUGGUUCUAAAAGUCAAAGUCGCUAUAUCCGCCGGUUUGUCCCAUUUUUCUAUAAUCGGUGGUGGUAAUAUAUCCCAAACGCAAUACGUAAUAGUCGGUCAGCCGGUGUGGGACGUCAAAAUGGCGGAAUAUAUGAGUGCAGCUGGUGACGUUUUAACGUCAGCCAGUGCUUGGAUGUAUGUCAAUGAGGCGGAAUAUUGCACACAGCCAUGCGGAGAUGGUAGACAUACUAAGGUAUUGGGUGUUGGCGCUUCUUGGAAAAGAGUAGAGAAACUGCGUUUUUCUCUAGGAAUGAAUAAAGAAACAGACUUCUUUAGCAACGAAAAUUUAUCAGUUGAAAAUUUUUCUGUUUCCGGCAUUAAUUAUCGAGAGUAUGCACGUAAGUUACAAAAUUAAUAAAUUAGAUUAAA
Danaus plexippus (monarch butterfly) is the source of this 994-nucleotide messenger RNA. RefSeq names its product adenylate cyclase type 10-like. The record is from RefSeq and is a predicted model, not a curated record. Lineage: Eukaryota; Metazoa; Arthropoda; Insecta; Lepidoptera; Nymphalidae. Gene Ontology annotation, molecular function: adenylate cyclase activity. Gene Ontology annotation, biological process: intracellular signal transduction; cyclic nucleotide biosynthetic process. Gene Ontology annotation, cellular component: cytoplasm. The transcript has 6 exons. Bases 306 to 980 code for a protein of 224 amino acids.